This is a messenger RNA of Trichoderma gamsii, 1971 nucleotides long. Its product is annotated as mucin. The record is from RefSeq and is a predicted model, not a curated record. Lineage: Eukaryota; Fungi; Ascomycota; Sordariomycetes; Hypocreales; Hypocreaceae. The coding region runs from base 1 to 1971 and encodes 656 amino acids. The transcript is spliced from 3 exons.
AUGGCUCCCAUAGCGGUAAAAGCGCCCACCGGCGGCAAAUCUACCACGACUCCGUACGGUGACAAGUCUAUGAAGCGUGGCAGGAGUAUAAAGAGAAGCUCUACGCAACGUCGACCACAGCAGCUUUCACCUCAUUUCGCGCAGGCGAUGCAAAUGCAACAGAGCGAAGAUGAGGAUGAAGACGAAGACGAAGCUGCUACCAUCUCGGAUCGUCCCAGUUUGCAGCCAUACCGACGUCGAGAACGCCAAAGCUACAUCAAUCCGCGACAGCAUAUGCUGCAUCUGCCCGACUCAGCGCGACCUGCGACCUCCCGGAGCCAUAAGCGAGACUGGAGUUACCACAGAGACCAGAGCCCAAGCCCUUCAAUCUCCAAGAAGCUGCCGCCAUCUGACAGCUUGGCGCAGCAGCCGCAUAUUGAAAGCCACUUCAGCAUAGGCACUGCCUCUACGGGCAUGACGAGCGAAGAGUUCGAAUCGUUGCCGCCUACCAUUCAGAGAAAAACACUUUUACUGAAUGACGAAAAGCAAGACAAGUGUCAAGGGUUGCUACGCUUAGCCGGAGCCGUCGAAAUGGAGUCUGGAUUCGCGGAGAUGAGCUCUCCGAGUGGGCUGAAGCAGAGCUGGACACCGGCAGCCUUUAUCGCCUCUUCUGCGACGCCUUGCUUGCCGCCACUUGCCUAUCACUCUCUGGGAGAUUACCAUUCUACAUCAUCUUUGGCAAGCGAAGAGGAUAUCACACUUGCCUCCGACCACCAUUACCGAGUCCGACCAAACUCUGCUCGCCUACAUCCGAACCAAGCCGAUCACAUUUACGGACGGCCAAUCGACAGUGGGGACAGACAAUCACGUACGUCUCAUUCAAACCACAAGAGCAUUAUACUGGAUGCUACCGACGAGGCCUUUGUCAAGAAACGUCAAUCGCAGUUUCCCAAGUCAGGCAACUAUCUGGACGAACUUUAUCCAUCACCCUAUUCAACAAUGAGUGGCUCUCUUGGUGACGGAUUCACAAAAUCCCCUGCAGUGGAGUCAGGGACAGACUCAAUCACAGAAAGCUUGCGAUGGCUUGAAGAGAGCGAGGACUUAGAUCUUCGUCUUUGCUUAGACGACGACAAUCAGCCGAGCCCAAAGCAAGGGAAGAAAAAGCGAGUUCCAUUUCCUCGUCACCUAUCGAUCUCAAAACUUUCUUUCGGACGGCCUUCGGUUCAGUUGAGCCGCCCGGGAACUAGAGGUGGAGCUAUGGCUUCUCCAGCAAUGAGCGAGCAAUUCGUACUAUCUUCCAUGCCAAGCCCUACUGGCCAUUUCCGCAGGCGGUCUCGAGCCAUGUCCCUAAUGUCGCCAAACAAGGCUCAGAUUUCUGACGAUUCUACUCUUGUUGACCAAGCUCCAUCCCACUACCAAGAUCCUGAGGCUCGCAUGAAGCUCCGCGUAUACCUCGCUUCCCCUCACAAGUUUGAUGAAGCUAUUGAGUUUGGAUUCCCUUCAUAUGAAGGAGGAGAGACGACUCACAUUCGGUCCUUCUCACGCCAAGGCUCAUCUGAUAGAAUGCACAAUCUGAAUAGCGACGAUGUUGAGUCACUAAUCAGCGACCCCGCGUCCCCUACCGAUAUGGCCUCGCCGAGGACGCCGAUGAGCAUGGAUCACCCAUCUGUCGAGCAUUCACCACAUAUACCACAUGAGGGAACCUGGCCUGCCAACUACGCCCAGGCUCCAGCGUCGUCUCGUGAGAUGACGCUGCGGAUGACACUUACACGGCCUGAUCUUCGAGCCGACGAAGAGCAAAUGUAUGGCUGGCAAAAGCCAUCAUCGGCCAAGGCACAAGCCCAUGAUGGAUCCGCUCAGCCAAGAUCGUAUGUCCGAGCUAGCACUACCAAAGACAACAUUGAGAGGCAAUUCGCUGCGUUUGACCAAGACAAUGCCAGCGCCGAUAACAGCAUGGUCAAACGCUUCUGGAACCGAGUCCGCCGAUCAUAA